CCCCACCCCUCAAGGACGCUCUUUGUGAGGUAAUGCAGCUCACAACCUUCUACCAGCUCGGUCAGUGUGAUUUUCUAAAAGGGGAGGGGUCUACAUAAAUCUGCAGCUUUGUGAGGCUCUCCGGAAUUUGCUGCCUAGUGAUUAAAUUGGGUAGGAUCAUAGGGGAGUUGAUCGGAGGUGUCCAUGUGUAGGCGGCAUCCAUAAGCGGACAGUUCCUGAUUCUCUUCCUGACAGAAGAUCCCGAAAGGUUGGCGGGCUCUUACUUGGCUUCACUGCCAAGAUCCUGGCAGGGCAUGAAUUCAUCCUCGUCCUUUUUUGAGGGACUCGGCUCUGUAGACCCGCAGCUGCAGAGUUUCAUCGAGGCAGAAACUCAGAGGCAGCGGUUCCAGCAACUGGUCCACCAGAUGACUGAACUAUGUUGGGAGAAGUGUAUGGACAAGCCGGGGCCAAGGCUGGACAGUAGGACAGAAUCUUGUUUUGUAAACUGUGUUGAGCGCUUUCUUGACACUAGCCAGUUCAUCUUGAACCGACUGGAGCAUCAGCAGAAAUCCAAACCAGGCUUCUCAGAGAUCCUGUCUGAUUGAUCACACUCAGCCUCACUGUCUCUGAACCUCUGGUAAAGAAAACGAAUUCAAAAGAACAGUGGAUGGAAUGACUGGAAAAGCAAUAAUAAUAAUAACCCUGUGCAAAAGUUGGCUAGCACCUUUAGUCAUAACCUGUAUCACAUUGGGGAUGUCUUGUCAUUUGAUGGGUAAAGAUCAAUUCUGUGCCGUU
Molecule: messenger RNA, 774 nt
Organism: Monodelphis domestica (gray short-tailed opossum)
Lineage: Eukaryota; Metazoa; Chordata; Mammalia; Didelphimorphia; Didelphidae
Source: RefSeq, a predicted model, not a curated record